Messenger RNA from Fonsecaea pedrosoi CBS 271.37, 1284 nucleotides. RefSeq lists its product as uncharacterized. NCBI's taxonomy places the organism in Eukaryota, Fungi, Ascomycota, Eurotiomycetes, Chaetothyriales, Herpotrichiellaceae. Gene Ontology annotation, molecular function: nucleic acid binding. The transcript is spliced from 2 exons. The coding region runs from base 1 to 1284 and encodes 427 amino acids. The record is from RefSeq and is a predicted model, not a curated record.
AUGACCUCGUUCUGCGACGACGAGAUAACAAACCGCCUUGAUUCAGUUCUAACUUGUAUGAACAGGAGGCAGAAACUGUCCCAUGAUCCCCGGAACCUAGCAUGGUCGUCCCAGUCCUCUGAGACCUCCUAUGGCCACCGCCUUAUGACCCAGCAAGGGUGGUCGCAAGGGCAGGCACUCGGCAAACGCACCACCACCUCCCGAUUUGGUGUUCCUAGCGACGCAGAACGCCUCGCCUCCGCACAUGUGGGAGUUCUCUUUAAAGAUGACAAUCUAGGUCUGGGUGCAAGGAGGAAAGGCGGGAAGGAAGCCGUUGAGAACCAGAAGGUUGGGCUGGAUGCAUUCCAGGGCCUCUUAGGUCGAUUGAAUGGCAAGAGUGAGGAGGUGCUGAAACAAGAGGAGAAGAAGGUGGAAGACAGGAAGUUAGCAAUGUAUGCCCGAGGGAGAUGGGGUGGCAUGAUCUUUGUCAAGGGUGGAGUUUUGGUCGGAACUCUUGACAAGAAGGAGCAAUUGGAAAACACAGAGUCUGCCACUUUGGUCGAGAACGAUCAACCCCCGCCUGAAUUAUCACCGCAAGACCAAGAAGAAGCUAAAAGAAAAGAGCGUGAAGAGCGACGGAAACUAAAGGAAGAAAAAAGACAGCGGAAGGAGGCGAGGCGGUUACGGCGAGAAGAGAAGGCUCGGAGAAGAGCUGCAAAGAAAGCCGGGGACGAUGCUCCAGGGCUCACAGUCCAUAAGUCUCCUUUGACUCAGCCCCCAGAUGAACCUGUGUCCUCUGCCGUAUCAGAUAACGAAUCCGAGGCAGGCCAAAGGUCAGGCAAGCGCGAUGAGCGACGAAAGCACAAAUCUUCAAGGGAUGUUGCGGACGCCCCAGAGAAGAAGUCGCCCGUGUCGACUUUGAAGGUGGUAUCCAACAAACCGAGCAUCACUGUCAUGCGAACUGGCCGACAUCUGCUUAGAGGGCGGAACAUCCAGGCCAAGAAGAUGACAAUAUCGACCGAGAUGGCGUGUGACUUUGACAACCACGUCCAGGAGAGAAUCAUCCUGCAAUUCACCCAACCAACACGAUCUGCUGAGACCACGACCAACCAGACCAAACCUGAACGACAUGUGCCUACGUCUUCGACUUUCCUCAAGGCCAAUCUCAACCUCUUCCCUGCGGCAUCUCCUGGUGGUGGCGGUGACGAGUAUGUCCGCUACCCUGGAUCAGGAGCAUCCAAUUACCCGAAGCAGACGAUCGCAACGCAACUAAUAUCCAUAGACGAACAACCCGAGGAGAUAUGA